Messenger RNA from Gracilinanus agilis (Agile Gracile Mouse Opossum), 5633 nucleotides. It is a transcript of the gene CLUH, whose product is annotated as clustered mitochondria homolog. Gene Ontology annotation, cellular component: cytoplasm. Lineage: Eukaryota; Metazoa; Chordata; Mammalia; Didelphimorphia; Didelphidae. Gene Ontology annotation, biological process: intracellular distribution of mitochondria. Bases 365 to 4267 code for a protein of 1300 amino acids. The record is from RefSeq and is a predicted model, not a curated record. The transcript has 26 exons. Gene Ontology annotation, molecular function: protein binding; mRNA binding.
GGGCCUUGUGAAACUUGAAGCUAGCAGUUCUGGCUUCAAAUCGGGCAGCUGGACAGGGUCAGCUGGUGGACUGGGUCUGGCCAUUGAAGCCCCAUUCACAUAUAGCAACCAUGAGGCCCAGGACUGGGGCCCCACCUAUGAACUAGAGGCCCAGAUUUCUCCUUGGCAAGGCAGACGGGGGGCUCCAGAACCAGAUUUGGCAAACGCUAGGAGUCCCUGUACUCCUCAAGAAGAGCAUCCCAACCCCAAAGGGCCAGGGCCUUAUGGGGAUGAGAACUCUGCACCACCAGAACAGAAGAGGAAGGAGAUACAACAGCAGCCGCUGCCGCCACUGCCACUGCCUGGAAAAGAGCUCCCAGCAGUCAUGCUGCUGAAUGGGGAUUGUCUGGACAAGAAGAGCGAGGAACCUAAGGAGAAUGGACAUGAGGAGGCUGAGCCCAGUGAUGAGGCCAGCGGGCAGGAGGUCAUCGUCAUCCAGGACACCGGCUUCACAGUCAAGAUCUUGGUCCCCGGGAUCGAGCCUUUCUCCUUGCAGGUUUCUCCCCAAGAGAUGGUCCAGGAGAUUCACCAGGUGCUGAUGGAUCGGGAGGACACCUGCCACCGCACUUGUUUCUCUUUGCAACUGGAUGGCAAUGUGCUUGACAACUUCUCAGAGCUCCGUACCAUCGAGGGGCUGGAGGAGGGCUCUGUGCUCCGGGUGGUAGAAGAGCCGUAUACUGUACGGGAAGCCCGAAUCCACGUGCGCCACAUCCGAGACCUGCUGAAGAGCCUGGAUCCCUCUGAUGCCUUCAAUGGGGUGGACUGCAACUCCCUCUCCUUCCUGAGCGUUUUCACAGAUGGUGACCUAGGAGAUAGUGGGAAGCGGAAGAAGAAAGGCAUUGAAAUGGAGCCCAUAGACUGCACGCCACCUGAGCACAUCCUUCCUGGGAGCAAGGAUCGGCCCCUGUGUGCGCUGCAGCCCCAGAAUCGAGAUUGGAAGCCUCUGCAGUGUCUGAAGGUGCUCACCAUGAGUGGCUGGAACCCCCCACCUGGGAACCGGAAAAUGCACGGGGAUCUCAUGUACCUGUUUGUGAUCACGGCCGAGGACCGACAUGUUAGCAUCACGGCCUCCACUCGAGGCUUUUACCUGAACCAGUCCACAGCAUACAACUUCAACCCCAAGCCUGCCAGCCCCCGAUUCCUGAGCCAUUCCUUGGUGGAGCUGCUCAACCAGAUCAGUCCAACCUUCAAAAAACACUUUUCUCUGCUGCAGAAGAAAAGGGUCCAGCGCCAUCCUUUCGAGAGGAUCGCCACCCCGUUCCAGGUUUACAGCUGGACGGCCCCCCAGGUGGAACAUGCCAUGGACUGUGUGCGGGCCGAGGAUGCCUACACGUCUCGGCUGGGCUAUGAAGAGCAUAUCCCUGGCCAGACCCGAGACUGGAAUGAGGAGCUGCAGACAACAAGGGAACUCCCUCGCAAGAACCUUCCUGAGCGGCUGCUGAGAGAACGUGCCAUCUUUAAGGUCCACAGCGACUUCACAGCAGCGGCCACCCGGGGGGCCAUGGCAGUCAUUGAUGGCAACGUCAUGGCCAUCAACCCCAGUGAGGAGACCAAGAUGCAGAUGUUCAUUUGGAACAACAUCUUCUUCAGCCUGGGCUUCGAUGUCCGAGACCACUACAAAGACUUCGGUGGGGACGUGGCCGCGUAUGUGGCCCCCACCAAUGACCUGAACGGGGUGCGCACUUACAAUGCCGUAGAUGUCGAGGGCCUCUAUACACUGGGCACGGUGGUGAUAGACUACCGGGGGUACCGCGUCACGGCCCAGUCUAUCAUCCCCGGCAUCCUCGAGCGGGAGCAGGAGCAGAGCGUCAUCUACGGUUCCAUUGACUUUGGCAAGACUGUGGUGUCCCACCCGCGUUACCUGGAGCUCCUGGAAAAGACGAGCCGGCCUCUGAAGAUCCAGAGGCACCGUGUGCUCAACGACCGCGACGAGGAGGUGGAACUCUGCUCCUCCGUCGAGUGCAAGGGCAUCAUCGGCAACGACGGCCGCCACUACAUCCUGGACCUGCUGCGCACCUUCCCUCCCGACCUCAACUUCCUGCCUGUGGCUGGCGAGGAGCUGCCCGAGGACUGCCGGCGGGCCGGGUUCCCCAAGUCCCACCGCCACAAGCUCUGCUGUCUGCGUCAAGAGCUGGUGGACGCAUUUGUGGAGCACAGGUACCUCCUCUUCAUGAAGCUGGCCGCCAUUCAGCUCAUGCAGCACAAAGCCAACAGGGCUGAGAGCCCAGGCCCCCUAGAGAAUGGUACUUCAGAGGCCAGGGCUUCGGUGACGCCAGAGGCUGCGGAGGCUGCAGGAGAGGAAGGGGCGAGCGGCCUGGCCAAGGUGAAGGAGCUUGCCGAGACCAUCGCCUCCGACAGCGGCCCAGCAGUGGACCCCAAGAGCCGGGAGGUGAUCCAGAACGCCUGUAAAGCCGUGGGCUCUGUCAGCAGCACCUCCUUUGAUAUCCGCUUCAAUCCUGACAUCUUCUCACCAGGGGUGAGAUUCCCCGAGUCCUGCCAGGAUGAAGUUCGGGACCAGAAACAGCUGCUGAAAGACGCCGCAGCCUUCUUGCUGUCCUGCCAGAUUCCUGGCCUGGUGAAAGACUGCACAGACCACACGGUGCUGCCCAUGGAUGGGGCCACAUUGGCAGAGGCCAUGCACCAGCGUGGCAUUAAUAUCCGCUACCUGGGCAAGGUGCUGGACUUUGUGCUCAGGAGCCCAGCCCGCCCUCAGCUGGACCACAUCUAUAAAAUUGGCAUUAGCGAGCUCAUCACGCGGUCUGCCAAGCACAUCUUCAAGACCUACCUUCAGGGUGUGGAGCUCUCCGGCCUCUCAGCAGCCAUCAGCCACUUCCUGAACUGCUUCCUGAGUUCCUUCCCCAACCCUGUGGCUCACCUCCCUGCUGAUGAGCUUGUCUCCAAGAAGAAGAACAAGAGGAGAAAAAACCGGCCCCCAGGAGGAGCGGACAACACAGCCUGGGCCGUCAUGACCCCCCAGGAGCUCUGGAAGGACAUCUGCCAGGAGGCCAAGAAUUACUUUGAUUUUGACCUGGAGUGUGAGACCGUUGACCAGGCUGUGGAGACCUUCGGACUGCAGAAGAUAACCCUCCUCCGCGAGAUCUCCCUGAAAACGGGGAUCCAGAUCUUACUGAAGGAAUACAGCUUUGACAGCAGGCACAAGCCGGCCUUCACCGAGGAGGACGUCCUCAACAUCUUCCCUGUGGUCAAGCACGUCAACCCCAAGGCCUCGGACGCCUUCCACUUCUUCCAGAGUGGCCAGGCCAAAGUACAGCAGGGCUUCCUGAAGGAGGGCUGCGAACUCAUCACGGAGGCCCUGAACCUCUUCAACAACGUGUACGGGGCCAUGCACGUGGAGAUCUGUGCCUGCCUCCGGCUCCUGGCCCGACUUCACUACAUCAUGGGGGACUACGCAGAGGCCUUAAGUAACCAGCAGAAGGCAGUGCUGAUGAGUGAGCGGGUGCUGGGCAUCGAGCACCCCAACACCAUCCAGGAAUACAUGCACCUGGCCCUGUACUGCUUCGCCAGCAGCCAGCUGUCCACGGCCCUGAGCCUCCUGUACCGGGCCCGCUACCUCCUGCUGCUCGUCUUUGGGGAGGACCAUCCCGAGAUGGCUCUGCUGGAUAACAACAUCGGCCUGGUGCUGCACGGGGUCAUGGAGUACGAGCUGGCGCUGCGUUUCCUGGAGAACGCGCUGGCCAUCAACGCCAAGUACCACGGGGCCAAGUCCCUCAAGGUGGCCCUCAGUCACCACCUGGUCGCCCGGGUCUACGAGAGCAAAGCCGAGUUCCGGUCGGCGCUGCAGCACGAGAAGGAGGGCUACACCAUCUACAAGAGCCAGCUCGGCGAGAACCACGAGAAGACCAAGGAGAGCUCCGACUACCUGAAGUGCCUCACCCAGCAGGCCGUGGCCCUGCAGCGCACCAUGAACGAGAUCUACCGCAACGGCUCCAGCGCCAACAUCGUGCCGCUCAAGGUCACCGCCCCCAGCAUGGCCAGCGUCCUGGAGCAGCUUCACAUUAUCAACGGGAUCCUCUUCAUUCCCCUCAGCCAAAAAGAUCUGGAGAACCUGAAGGCUGAGGUGGUGCGGCGGCACCAGCUUCAAGAAACCAGCAAGGCCUCCGCGAGGGAUGCAGACGCCGCCGCCGCCGGUGUUGCCGCCGAGUCUCGAGAGGAGGCCAAGUCCAGCCUCUCGCCGGGGGGCGACCCCCCUGCCUUGAGCUCAGUGUGAUGUUCCUGGGGCAGAGGGAGAACCUGGACACUCACCCCUCCCCCCCCAGCGAUCGGCAGAGGGCAGGUAGAGGCCGAGCCCGCCGCCCGGGGAAGGGGCCCCCCUCCUCCCGAGCACCUCGGCCCCCCACAAAAAUGUUCUUGCACUGGUACAAUUAAUACACAAUGCAAAGUCCUUCUUGGAGACCUAUAAUUGGAUGGAGCGUGAGCAUGCAGCCAUGGCCGGGGCAGCGGGCAGGGGCAGCCUCUGUCCCCCCCUUUUCCCGCCUAUCACUAACCGGUCCCCCCUUUCUCCCGUGUACAUAGCCCCAACUUGUUUCCCCAAAUGGACUCUUGUGGAGAUGAGAUUGUUUCUCAGGUCAUUUGUAUGCUUGACAUAAGGACGCUGCUGCUUGUCGCCGCCGCCGCCUCCGGAGGGUCUGCCCGCCCUCAGCCUGGCCACCCAGGUUCCAAGCCAAAACGAGGGGGAUUCCUUUCUCUGCCGUCCCCUCGCGCCACCCCGGGGCCCCCUCUGUGCCUGGGAGGGCCGGGGCUAUCUUAGCUUUUCUGCUUUAGGAAAGAGCCAUCGCCAUCUCCGCAGCAUCGUGUCAUUGUGCCGACGCUACUCCUGGGGCGUCCUCGACCCGCUUCGGGGCCUGGUCGUCUGCGCUGUCUCCAUCCCGCCCCCCCAUCCGUCCAUAGUGCCUCCUGAGGUGCUGAGGAGUGUCCCCGCGCCCAGCUCCAAUACGCACAGUCCCAUUCCUGCCCCCCUCCAAAGCUAGUGAACGAGCACCCCCUCUUCGCCGACUCCGGGCCCUUGGGGGGGGACGCUGGGGGAGGCGGGGCUUUCAACGUGAAUGUAUCUUUCUACCCCCACCCUUUCCCCCCCAGCUGUUCAAUGAGGGGAGGGGGGCAGUUACUGGUGAGGGGAGAACCUAGGAGGGAACCAGGGCCGAAUCAUGGGUCUGGGGAAGUCACCCCCCGCCCCCCUGGAACAGAGAAUUGUCGCUGCCUGCCUCGGUGGUCCUCUGUCUCUUGCUGAUCAUGGUUGCUCGAGGAUGUCCGUGCUGGGACAGGGGAGCCGGGGGCCGCUUGCCCUCCUCCUUCGUGUUGGCCUGUUAAGGGGAGUGGGGUGUGUAUGUGAAGAGGGUGGUCUGGGCUGGGCAAACCACCUGCUCCCCCUCCACUUGUAGCCCCAGGGCCGAGGGCCUCACAGGUCCAGUCCAUCCAACCGCCUUGUUUCAAAAAUCAAAGUGUAAGAGAGCGAAUGUGAGCGAGAAAGUGAGUGUGAGCGUGUCCCCACAAGCUGAUCAAGAACUCGGUUUUCUUGUUUUUAAACCAUCACAUCUUCGUUUCACAUUGGAAUAAAGUGAAUUUUUGAAACCUGC